This is a messenger RNA of Nerophis lumbriciformis (worm pipefish), 15441 nucleotides long. It is a transcript of the gene hydin, whose product is annotated as HYDIN axonemal central pair apparatus protein. The record is from RefSeq and is a predicted model, not a curated record. NCBI's taxonomy places the organism in Eukaryota, Metazoa, Chordata, Actinopteri, Syngnathiformes, Syngnathidae. Gene Ontology annotation, biological process: cilium movement; axonemal central apparatus assembly. Gene Ontology annotation, cellular component: axoneme.
UUUGAAUAGGAGAGAUAAGUUAUUACGCUGCCUACUUUGUAUAUAUCAUGCUUGUUAAAAACCUCUGCCGGUGAGCUGUUUUGUGUUCCCUCACAGUGGCCAAUCAGUGCGCAUGUCAUUGAGAGGUCCGUUACCACGGCAACAUCACACAACCGACGAACGCAAAUCACUCGGCCUGGAUUUGGAGAGGGGUGAGGCCUUAUGUUUACACUCAGAAGAUGUUGCAGUCCAGAAAGAUGGGUUUGGCUGAGGCCAGUGAAAUGCACCCCACUCAGAUUCUGGAACUACUGGACACAAGCAUGACAACCCAAAAGCUGCCCUUGGUGGAUGUGGAUCAGACACUUUUUCAGCCCUUCCCACCUGAGUUGGUUUUCCAGAACUUCAUGGCUGCACAGUCUUACAAGUUGCAGUUGCAGCUGUUUAACAAUGACAAGGUGUCACGCAAUGUGAAGCUGGAGCAUCAGGGGUCACCUUAUUUCUGUGUUGAAGGUCCAAAGGAGGCAAGGAGUAAAGUUGCAGCAGGACUGUGUGUGACUUUUACGGUGUGCUUCACUCCACUGGAAAACAAGGACUACCACCAUAAACUGGUCUUUGUGACUGAAAGGGAGCAGUUUGAGGUGCCCAUCCGUGCCAUUGGACCAAGAGCCAGUCUGAACUUUCGCAAUGAGUUGCAUUUACCAGUGUGCUUUGUAAAAGCCUCCACACAGAAGACUCAGCUUGUACGCAACCUAGGAAACCGAAUAGGCAUCUUCAAGCUACAUACUCAGAGUCCUUUUUCAGUAACUCCCUCCUCCGGAACUCUUGACAUUGGCGAGGGCAUGCAAGUCACUGUGGCUUUUAAUCCGAUGACCAUAGGGGACCACCGUCAGGAUCUGCUGCUGCUAUAUGACACUGGUGAAGAUGUGCAUAUAACCCUGCACGGUUCCUGUGAGGAGUUGUCCCUCCAUCUUAUCCCUGAAUACCUUCAUUUGGAAAAGACAUAUAUGUCCUUGUCAAACACACACACCGUGUGCCUCACCAAUACUAGUGAUAUCACUCUUAAAUACCGGUGGACGACAUGGGCAAGUCAACAAGAAGAGAACAUGGAUAGCUCAGUGCUUGUUCAGUGCCGGUCUGAUUCCCCAGGCAUACAUCGGCCUCUCCCAUCCCUACUCUCUCUCUCACAAGGGUGCAUAACAGUGGAACCAGCGGUGGGAGAAAUAUGGCCAAACACCACAUCGCGUUUCAGCGUUGUCUUCAAGCCCGAGGAAGCCAAAAUAUAUCAACAAACUAUAUAUUGUGAUGUCACAGGCCAAACAUCUCAUGUCCCCCUGACAAUCAAGGGUGAGGGUUUGGGACCUGAAGUGCAGAUUAACUGUAACCUAAUGGAUAUGAAAACCAUAUUCAUAGGUCAAACGGUGUCUUAUGAGGUGCAACUUCUCAACAAUGGGCUGAUUGAGGCACCUUUUACGCUAUUAAGUCCCAACUCUACUUUUGGUCAGUUUUUCUCAUUUACUCCCAAGGAAGGUGUUGUUUCUUCCGGGGCUUGUCAGAUUGUAAAAGUCACCUUCCAUUGUAACAUCUUGGGAGCUUUCGCUGAGGACUUACUGCUCAGUGUUAAAGGACAGCCUCAACCACUCACAAUGACUUUCAGGGGUUGUGUCAUUGGGCCCACAUUCCACUUCAAUGUUUCAAAGCUGAAUUUUGGAGAGGUAUCAUUUGGUUUCCCCCAAACAGAAACGUGUUCGCUCAUCAACAAAUCAUUUGUUCCUAUGACCUUUUCCCUGCGUAUUUUGGGAGAUGGGGUGGGAUCCACCAGUGUGACGAGUGACCAACAGGUGUGCGAGCUGUGCAGGAACAAUUGGCAAUGCACUUCUGAUAACGACCCCAGCGCAAGGCCUGUUGAAUUCACCGUCAUUCCUACGUCCGGUACUGUGCGUGCCAUGUCAGAUGUCAGCAUCAAGGUGACAUUGUGCUCCAACACAGUCAAACAGUACAGGGUGGCUCUAGCGGUAGACAUUGAGAAUGUUGGAAAAGAAGUCAUGGCUCUGCCCAUUAUUGCGAGGUGUAUUGUUCCUGAUAUAAUAGUGGAAACACCAUUAUUGGACUUUCAGAAGUGUUUCAUCAAUCACCCUUAUGAAAACAAAGCACGCCUGACAAACCCUGGUUCUCUUCCUGUCUGCUAUGGAAUGUUGGAGCAGGAAUAUGACGAGAGUCUUUCGAUGGUAUUUGGGAGUUCUUUAUCAAGGGGAGUGAUUCCUCCUCAAAGUUCAACAGACCUACCUGUGUAUAUGCUAGUAAAGUACAUGGGAAAGCAACAGCACACACUUUACAUCGCUUUGUUUGGCAGCAUCCACUCACCGCUGGAGGUUGACUUGUUGUGCAUUGGGUGUGGUCCGAUAAUUCACAUCCAAAGCCAACAACUGGAAUUCGGCAAAAUCCCUGUUCUGACAGACAUCGUUAAAAUAUUUUCCCUAUCUAACCAGUCACCUAUCCCAGCAUGCUUUACAGCCUGCAUGAGUCAGGGCAAGUCCUGUUGGUGUGUUGAACCCAACAAAGGGGAAGUGCCACCACAAGGCCAACUGGAUCUUAGAAUUGUAGCACAUCUGAAAGAUACACUCUCGUUCCAAGAAAAACUUGAAAUUUCUGUCCAAGGCGGUCAAACACACAUUGUUGCUCUCUCUGCAACAGGCACUGGCACCACAAUUGUCAGUGACAAACCCAUAUCCCCCAAUCUCGACCUUGGCACACACUUCAGCCAUGGUUCAUGCAAAUUCCGUUUCAAGCUGACCAACUGGGGUCAAAGAGUACAUCGGCUUUACUGGAAGUCUGAAUGCUCAUCUGGUCGGACGUUCCUGCCCUCCAUCUCAGCUUCAAAAAAAAAGGAUCCUGUUGCCAAUGGAUCCUGGGCACCGUCAGUCGAAUAUAAACCAGUAUUCAGCAUGAGCCCUACACGUGUGGAACUCUUUCCAGGCGACUCAGUUGACAUGUUGCUGGAAGGAUCUUCAGAUUCCCCCAAAGUUGUGAGGGAGUAUCUUGUCUGCUGUGGCAUUGUAGGCCUCCAGGGCUUUAAGGAACAUAUUAUGUCUGUUGAUUUGACAUGCCAUUUUGUGACACCUAUGCUCAAGAUGUCCUCCCAGAAGUUGAGUUACUACAUAGAAAAGCACCCAAGCGAGAGUCUUACGCCACUAUAUGAGGAGCUGGUUUUAAAGAAUGUUUCAUCUUUAUGUCUAUCCAUGGAACUCUUUCUUGCCACUCCUUUCUCACUGUGUGAGGCCCAGGGAGCCCACAGUACUGCUACCGCUAAGAAAAUGACUUUAAAUCAAGGGGAAGAGGCUCACUUGUGGAUUUGUUUUGAUCCAACUCACUAUCAAGGUUCGUUGUCACAAGUUGUGGAUAAGGACCUAAUAAUGCACUACAUUGGACACCCACAAGAAGACAAGGUGGAGCUGCAUGCUGAAGUCCAUUUUCCCAACCUCCAUUUUUCCUCCACCACAGUAGAUUUUGGUAGUGUGCUUAACUCCACAGAAAAUCAGAGGGAGGUGACAAUGACAAACUGCUCUCCACUGGCUGUUGGUUACCAUUGGUCCUGCUUAGUGGAUCACGCACACUGUGCCCUCAGGUCUUCUGCGCACUCUCCAGGUGCUCUCAGCCACAGACCUCUUUCCCAAAACCGAGAUGUGUCACAAUGCUCUGUAUGUGUGCAAGAGGUGUUUGAUGUAUUGCCAAUGUAUGGUCAUCUGCAACCUGGCGAGCAGCAGGUGGUGACAUUCAUUUUCCACGGCCAGGACUUUGUCAGUCGAGAGGUGAUAGCACAGUGCCAGGUGGAGCAUGGCCCUAUAUAUGACAUUAGACUAAAGGGAGAAGCAUCAGAGAUCAGCUUCAGCCUUGACUCAAUCACCGUUGACUUUGGUCUGCAGCGUUUUGAUCAAAUUGGGGAAUCGAGCGUAAUUCUAAGAAAUACAGGAAAAGUGGGAUUCAAAUUCAGUAUUGAAAAGCCUGAAAAGGAGAAUACUUCAGUGGAGCAGUCACAGUCAGAUGUAACUCCGGAAACAUCAUAUGAACAGAAAGAAGAGAUCCAACCUGGGCAACCCAUGGUCAUCCCCCCAACAGGUUACAUUGAUGCUGGCUCACAGCAUUGCCUGUGUGUGCUCUACCUCCCUGGCAUCCCUACAAGGUUUGAGGAGCAGCUUCAACUGGUGGUGGCUCACUUACCACCACAAGUUAUCACGCUCAAAGGAGAGGGAGUAUUCCCACGGAUCUCCUUGAAUUUGCCUCGGACCCUUGCAAAGGAAUCCCACAGUGAUGUGGCUGAGAGGGUCAGAACAGCCAUGGAAGCACAGGUUGCUCAUGUCCCUAAUCAUACAGAGUUGUUUUUUAUGGAGAUUGAGAACAUGCUGGUCACAGAAAAUGCUUUGGCCGUGAGCAAGAGCCUUGUGGAGCUUGGGAACAUUCAAGGUUCCACCAAAAAAUGGAACAAACUCAGCAAGUUCUGCCUUCCCGAGUUUGUUUUGGAUUUUGGUUAUGUUGUUCCAAGCCAAGUCCUCAAAAAAAGUGUUAGUUUGACCAAUAACGGGUCAUUACCUGUGUCCUUCCACGCCAACAACAAAGUCACUGAUGGUUUCAGGGUAGAGUUUGGUAGCGUAAAAAACCUUUCUUGUGGUGAGUCAGAGUCUUUCACUGUGGAAUUUGAUCCUCGAAGAGGAAACCUGCCAAUGGGGAUCAGAAGUGCGGUCAUUCCAAUUCAGGUCAUAGGUGCCCCAUCAGUGCAGGUACGUCUGUGUGCUGUGGUGACCGUCCCGUCGAUCUCUGUUUCCACAGAAAUACUGGAGUUUGAAAAUGUGCGGUGUGGCAUGUGUAAGAUUCUGAUACUACAGCUACAUAAUCAUGAAUCUGUCCCAUGCAAAUGGAGCAUAAUUGAAGAUGUAAAGCCUGUGAAGGUUGAUAAGUUCCUGCCCCUCCACCAGCUGAGCAAGUUCCUGCAGCAGAACCGGCCACCACCUCUGAUGUUUGAGAUGACCCCUUCUUCCGGCAUGCUUUCCCCCGGCGAGCGGGACAAUAUCCAAGUCAAGUUCAGUCCUAUUGAGGGGUGCUUUUACAAGAGACAUUUAAUCAUCCAUGUGACUGAGGGUGCGCAUCCAGUGGUGGUCACAGCCCAGGGACAGGGUGAAGACCCACAGCUAGUGUUCUGCCCACCAGAGCUAAACAUGGGGCCUUGCCUACCAUUCAGUAUGGAGAUUGAAGCAGAGGUCACUGUCCAAAACCCCUGCUCUUUCCCCGUUGAGUUCUACUCUCUUGAGUUUGACACACAGUAUCGUAAGGAAGAGGAGGUCCUUAAUCUAAUGGAUGCAUUUGACAUGAACGGUAUACUGCUGCUUCCUCUAAGACAAGCCGGGGAGAGUCUUCCAGUAGAACUUCUGGAGUAUUACAAAGAUCACUGCCCUCAUUUAAAAGACCAUGAUACAAACGUGUCUUUGAUGUGUCAGCAAAAAUUGAGGCAGCGCAAAAAGGGUUCACACAAAGCUGAACAGAUCCUUUCAGAUAUCUUCAAAGCAAGAGAAACUGGAACUCUGGGAACGCUACAGAUAAACCCCAUCUCUAGAGCUCUUGCCCGGCACUUUGAUAUUGACCUAUCACCCGAGGGUCUUGCUGCCCUGAACUGUAGAGGCAUUGCUAUUAUAGUCCAUGGAGCCCCUCUGACAGGUCAAGGCAGCAAAGCGGCCGCUCUGGGAAAUCACUAUGGAGCUGCAUCCCUAAAUGUGGAUGCUGUGUUCGCUAAUGCGCUGAGAAAUGGUACCUCUCUUGUUAGCCUGGCUGCAAGACAUCUGUUUAAACGUGCUGCUGCGGAACAUGCUAUGAGGAUGGAAGAGGCUGCUCAAAUAUCUGCAAACAUUGGUGUAUCAGGAACUGCUUCCUCUGGCUCACCUACUGAAGGCACAGAAGCACCGCUCAGCUCAGCUGCCGCGGAAGCUCCUUCAAAGCCCAUCGAGAUCAGCAUCUCUGAAUCCAAAACACCUCGGGAAAAAGGCGUCUCUGAAUCUAAAACACCUCGGGAAAAAGGCGUCUCUGAAUCUAAAACACCUCGGGAAAAAGGCGUCUCUGAAUCUAAAACACCUCGGGAAAAAAGCGGCACACGGCCUACAAACCCCCCACAAGCUAGCCUGGCAAUCGAUAAGGACACACUUAGCAAUCUCUUGCCUGAACAGCUCCUGGUUGGUAUCCUAGCGGAGAGGUUUCAGUUAGCAGACUGUUAUUGUGGCGUUGUAAUUUAUGGUCUUGAUUCGGUCUACACCAAGUCAGUGGCAUACUGUCUUCAAGUUGUUCUCAAGGCCCUUAAUAACCGUAAACACAUCUAUCUUGUCAACUUAUAUGACUCCUACAACGCCCUGAAAGCUCGGAAAAAAGCACAAAGAAAGGCUGAGGAUGCCUUAUUGAAGGAAAAAGCUGAAAAGGAAGAAAAGUGGGUGCAAAACAUGGAUGAGGAGGAAUAUGAAGCUCUGCCACAGUCGGAGAAGGAGCUUAUUAUUGAACGACAGAAACAAAAGACACUCAAGUUUCUAGAGAAAAUCGAGAAAACACUGAAGGAUAAGAAGCAGCUUGAGGAAAUGAAGAAACUGAAACAAGAGGAGUUAAAAAAGAAGGGUAAAAAGCCUGGAGCUAAGGAAAGUAAACAAGCAGCAAGGAAGAAGGGUUCAAUGGAGAGUAAGCAGUCAAUGAGUGCAUCUGGUACCAGAAUGUCCUCUAAAGACUCACAUGACAAGAAAGACCAAGCUUCUUCCAAUGAAGCAAAUCAAAGUACUGACCCUAAGAAAGACGAUGCCAACCAACUCGAAAUACCUGGAGAGAGAGAAGAGCCAAAGGAAGAUAAGCUACACAGUCUGUUUAAUGCGUAUGAACGUAGCCAGAUCCAGGUGGAGCACAUUCUCCAACAUUGGGAUCGUGCCCAAAAGUUAUUGCGGGUUCCAAUUCCAGGUACAGAGCCCGUACCAGCUGCAGAUGAUGCCCCAACAGAGAAACAGGCUCAUUCAGGAAAGAAGAGCAAAAAAUCCACUAGCAAGAUUCCGUCUCCAUACAGUCACAUGGAACCAGCAAACAAAACAGACAAGACAAUAGAAAAACCAAUCGUCAUCCCUCACAUCAUUCUUAAACUCACUGGCAAAGAUUAUCCAGAUGUGCAUGACCUGCUCAAAAACAAAUCUCUUCCCCCACUUAAUGAGAUACUGGAUGAGUUAGGGUUGGGAUCCAGCACACUAGCCAUCCCUCCUCCUAUUACAUUGUCACUGGUCCGUCUUCCCAAAAACAGGGAACACGCUAACAGACCGCUAAACUGCAAUUGCUUCACCUUUUUAAGUCGUCCUUCCACAGAUGAACAAGAUGAAAGGAAAGAGGAAGAUGAUGAUGAUGUACAAACAUCAAAGGUGCAUCGUGGUCGCAACAAAGCUAGUGCCAAACUGUCCGCACUUAAGGAUAAGGAUAAGAAGGGCAGAGAGAGUCAGAAGAGCGUGAAACGACCAGCACCCCUUCCAAAAGUCAGGGGCUUGGAGCAAUCCUUAAAUUCUUCUACACUAGACAUCCCAGACCAAGACCCUCUAAGUGCAAGCAUCGAGCAGAAACGCAGCCAGAGCCUAACAUCAUUUCGCUGGGUUGUACCUGCCAAUGGACAAGUGGUGUUAAAGAUAUGGUUUUACACCAGCUCCCCUGGGACAUUUGAACAGAUCUUUCACUUUGAACUUCUGGGGAAUCAGAAAGUCUACCAACUGCUCUGUAGAGGAAUUUGCACAUAUCCCUCAUUCUGCCAAGACUACAAGAUUCUUUUUCCCUAUUGUCAAGAAGUGCCAAAAUUCACCACAGGGCUUCAGAAGACCUAUGUUGUCAAUCCUGGAUUCUAUGACUUUGGUCCAUUGCUUUGUAGCAAAACCAGAGACAGGUUCAAGGAUAAUCGGUAUUCAGAGAACACUGAGAGACUGGUCAUCAAAAAUAACUCAGGACUUGAGACUGAAGUUCAGUUUAAUUUCCAGAAUGACACUCAGGCCACCACAUAUAUGCUGGAUCCUCCGAUCAUGACCCUGCAACCUGACCAGGAACAGAAUUUGACAGUGUGGGCUUACCCAACGACUGCGGGUGAAGUCAAGGACAACAUUGUUUGCUGUGUCAGGGACAAUCCAGAGGUUUUCAUCAUUUCAUUGUGCUGCUUGGGAGUGCGACCAGAGCUGGAGCUAGAAAGCAAGCGCCUGAAUUUCAACAGGGUUUUACUUCACAGACAGGAGAGUCGAAGUCUGAAGAUCCAUAACAGGACACCGCUGCCAAUAUCUUGGAGAUUGCAGGGCAUGGAGGAGCUCGGUGAUGAGUUUAGUUUGUCUCAGGAUCACAGUAUCAUCCCAGAACAAUCGUCCCUUCUCAUAACCAUGCAUUUCAUGGCCAAAAAACCCAACACUUACAAAAAGCAUUUACGCUUUGAGGUUUUAGAUGUAGAAAAUAUUUUAGGCAUCUUAUACACUGAAAAAAUACAGGUUUCUGCAGAAGCCUUUGAUAUAGCCAUGGACAUCACACCAGAUCACUGUCUGGACUUUGGAACUAUCAAAGUCUUUGAAGAGGUUGAGCGUACCAUCAAACUGAAAAACCAAGGAAAAUAUGAAUUUGCAUACAAGAUUUUAGUUGUGGAGAAAAACCUUGGCAAAACAGAUAUGAUCUCUGCUUUCAAGGUGUCCCCCUCAAGUGGUACCUUAUUGCCUCGCAAAAAGUACACAUCGAUUCAGAUCCUUUGCAGUCCCCAGCAGGAAAUCUCAAUCAGAGACAAAACUGCCCUAUCAUGUCAGGUGAUUGAACCCAGCAUUGGGGAAGGAGGGCAUGUCGUUGCCAUUCUGCCCAUCAAUGUUUCAGUCCAUGCUGUCUUCUCCAGGUACACAAUCUCACCAAUGUCUGACCUUAAUUUUGGCCCUCUGUUUCUUGGCACGAGGAAAAGCCAAACAUUCAUUAUUGAGAACAAUGGCCUGUUUGAGUACCACUUCACGGUCAGUGCAGGUGUUGACGUUUGCCCACCAACAAAGCCGAGUUGUUUGCCUCAAGUUAAGAGGACUACCCGUGAGAGCGGUUCAGAUAGAUCUCAUGCAACUGGGAGCAGAAUGAGGAGUGAGCAGAAAGAUGCAAGUGUCUCACAGAAUCGACUAAGCACGGGGGUGUUUGCAGUUUUCCCUUGCACAGGAAUCAUCCAACCUAGGAACCGGAUGGUGGUGACAGUUGAUUGUAUUGCUGAACAAGAAGGCAACUGGAGACAAAGUUUGCUUCUUGACAUCAGUGGCCGGAACCCAUCAGACCAACCAGAGGGCAUACCAUACAAACUGAUAGCUGAAGUCUGUCUUCCAGGCAUUGUGGCAGACAUGGCUUCCAUCUUCGAAGAGCACCAUUUGUGUAAAAACAGCACUCAGAUCUCCUCAGAACAGUUUUUCAAAGCUGAACGAAUUUAUGUCCUGGAUGAGAAAAAGUUUAUUUUCAACAGAACUCUUUUGGGGCGAACUGCUCAAGCUCGUUUCAAACUCACUAACAAGAACAAAGUGCCUUUCACACUCAACUUGACAAUCAAAUAUUCUGGGAUGAAGAUGUCUAGCAAUGUAGACAUUUUUGAAUUGUCUACGCCAACACUGUUCGUUCCUGGGCAAUCACACGCAUUCGCUGUUGUAAGCUUCACACCGCAAACACUGCAGCUUUACAAUGCUUCGUUUGAAGUCACAUUCGAUAAAAGCAUCAGAAUGUCAACGAACGUAAAGGAGAAGGACAACAAGGUCCUGGACUUUGAGCUAAUUGGUGAAGGCUGUCUGCCACUUGUAUCUGUUGUACAUCCGACCCUGUUAAACAACGAAUUGAAUCCAGUCUUGCGCUUCAAGCGUACAUUGGUAGGGCGCGCGAAUACCCAACCCUUGGUGCUCCUAAAUGAUGGCAUUGUGCCCGCUCAGGUUCUGAUUGAAAUGACAGAUAAACACAAUGUGUUAACUGUCAGAGAAGCUCCUGGUAACAAUUGCGGUGCUAUCUACAUCACUCAAAUAGAGGACACAAUUGACUCAGAACGUCAGUUUGUACACAAAGCAAGCGUGACACUGGACGUUACAGAGCGGGUGGCAUUUGAGGUCACCUUCUCCUCCGACGAACCUCUGACUGUGGAGGACAAGAUUUCACUUCGAGUGGAGGGCAGUCAGUACAGCAAUGUGACUAUACAAGUUAUUGGAGAGGCUUACCAAGAUCUUAUCACUUUUGACAACAUCGGCGGGUUGGUGCAGGAAAUUUAUAAGAACGAUGAGGUGGAAGAUACUUAUGAAUUACUCAAUUAUGGGGACUGCAAUGUAGAUUGUCCUGUGCAAAAUAGUUUCACUAUGACCAACCACAGCAGAAACCAGGUUGUGAGGUUUGAGUGGCCUUCUGAUGACCCCAAUGUCACCAUUUCACCAGAGGUGGGACAUCUCCAUGCUGGCUGUUCCAAAGAAGUGACUGUUGUCUUCUGCUCCAAAGAGCCAGUGACACUGGUAAAACAACUAAUGGUCUGCAAGCUUUGUCAGUUGACGUUCCAGCAGCCACUUGAUCAGGUUCCUGACUGGGAUAGCCAAAAGAAAGCAUCGCAUGCUUCACGGACACAAACACAACAAACUGUGAAGCAUAAAAUGAUAAAACCACAUGUUGAACCAAGCUGUUCUGUAGUCAAAGGUUCAGACUGGGAGUUGGGUUUGCUUAUCAGUGUAGUUUGUGACUUUGUCAAGUUCAGCUGCAACUCAGAAACCAUCAAGUUCAAAGACACCUUCACUUACCAAACCAUCACUGAACAAGUUCAAAUAGUUAACAAUGGCAUUGUGAAACUGCAAUUUUCUUGGCAAAUCUCAAUGGAUCCCAGCAGCAUCCCAGUCAGGCAAAACCAAGAAGAUGAAACCCUCACUUCUCAGCCAAGCGGCAUAUCCUCAAGGGCCUUGACUGAAGAAAAGCCUGACAGCACUGUAGCCAGCGAGAUGUCUGUUUGGAUGCAGGACUCUCCUUUCACUGUGGAGCCAAAUAUUGGAGCCAUCUUGCCUGGUGCUGCGCAGAGCUUCUGCAUUACAUUUUCACCAAAAGUUGCUGGCCAGUUCAAGGGCAUAUUGCUCUGCAGUAUCCCCAAUUUGCGAGAGGAAGAUGAUACACCUUGUAUCUCAAUCAGUGGCUGCAGCAAAUUACCAAAUUGUCACUUUGAUCUUGAAGAGUCUGACUACUUAAGUGGCAACCGCCGCAACUCUAAGUUCAGGAAUUAUUUGAACCCAAACAUCAGAGUGAUAGAACUCACUACUGUUGGUCUCUACACCCCAACAACACGAUGCUUUACUGUCUUGAACCCAAAUAGUGUACCCUACUCCUAUGAGUGGAGGUGUGAAGACACUGGUAACAGUCCAUUUAACUGCCUAACCCCACGUGGAACUAUUUUGCCUGGCGAGAAGUCAAAGGUGUGCUUUAAAUAUGUGGCUAGGCAGGUGGACGAUGUGGAGUCAUCAUGGAGCUUUGUGAUUAGGACCCUGUCACUAUCUGUUCCUUUCCUCUGUGUGGGCAUCAUGAGAGAACCUGUUGUCUACUUUGACAAGUCUCACAUUGACUUUGGAGAACAACUUGUUGGUAAUAAAGUGUCUCAAAAAGUGGCUCUCGUGAAUGGCGAGGAGGAACCUUUUCACUUCACUGUUUUGCAGCCAUCAUUGCUGUGUGAUGACCAGCAUUCUAGACUCGUUUUGAAGCCCACAAAUGGCACAGUGGCACCCAAAGACAGGCUGCCAUUGACAGUGUCCUUCAGUCCUUGUCAAAAGGGCUACGUGAGCUUCAAACUCACCCUGAGUGUGAAGAGAAAGUCACAGCUUCUCAUUCUUACAUGUAAGGCAGAUUGUAUUACAAUGACUGCUUCUGUUCAAGUAGAAAAUUCAGACGGAGGCCUCAGGGAGAUCAGUCCUGAUGUUAUAGAUACUUUGGACUUUGGAAAGGUGGGCAUUUUAGAGCAAGCUACUUUUAAUAUCCUGGUCUCCAAUACUGGAAAGUACAACAUGGAUGUGAACUUUGAACUGGAAGGGCCGGGUGAGCUGCUUCAACAUUUAGUGGCAAAACCGAAAAAUGCUACAAAAGCUGUUGGGGAGCAGCUGCAGUCUUCGGUCUUCUUUUCUCCUCGGAACACUUGCACCCUCAAAGAUGUCAGACUGACUAUCAAGGUCAAAAAUGGUCCAUCGUUUACCAUGGCUUUUGAAGGCAGUGGUGUCACACCAGACCUGGAAUUUUCUUUCAAAACAUACAACUUUGGAAAGCAUUUUCUGUUUUGUCCUGGCAUGACCCCAGCCUCCCAAAAUCUAGUGAUCACAAAUAAAAGCAACAGGAACAUCAGUGUCAAGUGCCAAUACAGAAAUACCUCUUUCCUGGAGAUUGACUUUAAAGCAGAUGUUUUGUCCCCUGGUGCUGUGGUGGAUGUUCCUAUCACCUUUUACCCUCGUGAGCCACGGUGUUACAACGAAAAGGUCACCUUCUUAUUAAACAGCUGUGUUAAAGAACAAGUGGACAUUUUGGGACAAGGCAUCAAACUACAGUUUGAGGUAUUGUCUCCAAAGUCCAAGAAGGUGAAACUUGGAACUCUGUCAGUGGGACAAAAAGUGACUAAACGAGUGCACCUGGCCAACCGCUGUAUAUUGGACAUUCCUUACACAUUGCAGAUUGACAAGUUGGACCCCAAAAAUCUGUCACUCAGUCCAGCAGGCCAGCAGUGCAUUGCAGCUAAUACCGGCUCAUGUAUUGUUGAGAUCCACUUUACACCCUGUACAGAUAUUCCUCCCUUUACUGCAGAGCUGCAGGCUGAUAUUAAAGGCUAUAUACUCCCCCUGCUGACCAUCCAGGGCUGCUGCAAGAUUGUGAAAGUGAAUCUGGAACAGGACCACCUUGGAUUUGGACCAAUUGUCCAGCACUGCCAGGCCAAAAAAAAAGUUCUCAUGGUAAACACAGGAGAACUUUGUGCCCGAUUCCACUGGAAAACUGCAGACUUUCCUCCAGAAUUGUCCAUCACGCCAACCAGAGGCUCUAUCCAACCUGGAAUGGGGGUCCCUGUAGAAUUGACGUUUGCUCCAAAGAGCUUGAAUAAUGACUCAAGAUAUGAAAACUUAUCUUGCUACAUCGAAGGCUCCUCUUCACCCAUUACCCUCACUGUGACCGGCACCUGUAUUGCAACCCCCUACAACAAAGAGCUGGUGAGUUUUGUUUGCCCAGUGCGUGGUUCUCAAACUCAGACACUGGUUGUGGUCAACCCCACAAACCAACGUUGCAACAUUCGACCUGUCAUCAAAGGCGAGUACUGGAGAGCUGCACCCUCUGUAGCUCUGGAGCCCCUCCAAAGCAGCAUAUAUGAGAUAACCUACACGCCACUGUGCAUGACUACUGACGGAAAGAAACACUUGGGGUCAGUAUUUUUCUCAUUUCCCAAUGGAACUGGCAUGUGGUACUCGCUACAAGGAACUGCUGAGGCUCCUAAAGCAGAGAACACCAUUGUACACGAACUGCCUGCUAAGACCCAAUACACACAGAUACUCCCCGUGAUGAACUGGUUCUCAAAGCAGAAACGCUUCCUGGUUACACUAGAGUUCCUGAAACCUGACAAUCCAGAUUCUACAGUGUCCCUGAAGGGUCGUGAGUACAUUGAUGUCCCUGCUCUGUCCAAGAAGGACUAUAAGAUUCAUUUUUACACAUACCGAGAGGGUCAAUUCAAUGCUAAGGUGACAUUUCUGAAUAAGGCGUCAGGGGAAUAUUUGUUCUACAUCAUUAACUUCAAAGUGACAACUCCGGUAGACUUGUACACCAUAGAACUGGUGACAAAUGUCCGCGAGAAGACUUCGGCCACUAUAGAAGUGCAGAACCCCCUAAACACGUCCAUCUGCCUCACCGUUGACUGUAAAUGCCCUGACAUCAGUGCUCCAAGCCAACACGUGGUGCCAGGGCUAUCAAAGGGUGCUCUGACCUUCGACUACCAGCCUUUGCGUGCAGGCGAAUCGACUUCUCGACUGUCACUAUUUUGCACCGAUCUAGGUUACUUUUAUUAUGGUCUUCUUCUUCGAGCGCUACCUCAACCACCAGAGAAGGCUCCUCGCUUCAGUGCUCCUCUGGGCAGCAACCAUGUUAUUUCCAUCAAUUUCCUCAAUUACUCCCACUUUAAAACAGAAUUUGCUUGCAAGACUGACUGCCCGGCUUUCACGGUGGGCAAGAGUGUGACUGCCAGUAAUCAAACAGGCUCAAAUGUCAGUGUGGAAGUUACUUUUGAGCCAUAUCAACUGGGUGAGGUGAAAGGCCAACUCAACCUGUCCUCUGGAGUUGGUGGUGAAUAUGUCUUCCUAUUACGUGGAAAUGGCUUGCCUCCCAAAACACAAGGCCCGUUCAACAUUAGGACCGGCAGAAGCGUCACAAUCCCCUUCAAGAAUGUGUUCCUGCAGACCACAACCUUCUCUUUUCAGGUGGACAACCCCUGUUUUUCUGUUAAAAAAGCAGACACUAUCCCUUCCAAAAAGAUCCAGAACAUCCAAGUGUCCUUUGCGGCUCCUGAAGGAGGCUCAUCAGGCCCGUGGAUUGGCAAAUUGACCAUUUCCAACCAGUGCUCAGAGGGACAAAGUCGGGACAGAGUCUCCUCAUGGGUAUAUUACUUGAAGGGAAAUCUGCUGGAGUCAUCCUAGACCUAUUAUCUAUGAUAAUCAUGUUUUCAGUUUAUAUUCCCACCAAAGCUUUACCUUAUAUAAUGUAUUUUAAUACAUGUAUUAGUUGUCAUAGUAGUGUAGUGUACACUUUUGUAAAGAAAUGUUGGCAGACAGCAUGACAUAGUAACAACCACAAGAGGGCACUCAUGUCUCUUAAUUCUUAAAUUACUGUUUUGUCUGUCACCAAAGUUCCAAUUUGUUACAUUUUAGUGGCCAUAUAAGUUGUAUUGCUGUAGCAAUAAAUAAUGUUAGUCCCACAUAUCCACAAAUAACAGAGUUCAGUAUCUUCUACAAGGUUAUUUGGACAAUUCUCAGUUAUUUGGGUAGAGGAAAAGUUUUAGGGCAAGUCGGAAUCUAACAUGCAAUAUUUUGACUCCAAUGGACAGUAUACAGUUGUCUAGUAUACUUUGAUUUAUGACACUAUUUUUGAUUGAUCCGUUCACUGAUCUAAUGUACAGUGACUGACAGGGAUAAUACAAAGUAACAACCAAAUGCUCCGAUGAUCCAAAACCAAACACAACACACUUAAAACCACUGCUGCAAAUUAGAAAUGUUGCCUUUCUUAUUAAACUGCUAAAACUAAAACACUGCAAAUGCCCAAAACACACAAAAAAUAAAACAACUGCAUAAGAGAAAUGUUGCAAGUUCUCCAUACAACAAUUUUUAUGUUAUAGAGCAAGGAUAUUCAACUAAAUUGUUUUGUGGGCCACAUUUCCAUAAAGCUAAAGACUGUGGAGCCGGACUUCUCCCUUUA